Messenger RNA from Myxocyprinus asiaticus (Chinese sucker), 1887 nucleotides. It is a transcript of the gene mettl17, whose product is annotated as methyltransferase like 17. Gene Ontology annotation, cellular component: mitochondrial small ribosomal subunit. The record is from RefSeq and is a predicted model, not a curated record. The transcript has 14 exons. NCBI's taxonomy places the organism in Eukaryota, Metazoa, Chordata, Actinopteri, Cypriniformes, Catostomidae. Gene Ontology annotation, molecular function: structural constituent of ribosome; methyltransferase activity. The coding region runs from base 119 to 1510 and encodes 463 amino acids. Gene Ontology annotation, biological process: translation.
AACGAACACAUUUCAACUAGUUUCUAGCCGGAUUUGUUUUGAAGCCGUAUUACCGACGAGCACAUGAACACGCGAUCGAGUGACCAAAUGUAUCCUGUUUAUUAAUCGCGAAUAAAACAUGUUUUUACUUUGCAGCCGAGUGUAUGUUCAGUGUUCAAGAUAUCUUGUUGCUUUAUGUUUGAAAGAAGCUCAACGGUGUCAGAGUACAGAAGCACCUCUUGCUAAGACCAGCUUCUUGACUGGUGCUCCUCACAGAAAGCACCCAGGUGUGACAAACCUUAAUAUUGUGCGCCUGCCAGAGCAGCUUCAGGGCACAGCACUAUCCAUCAUACAAAGGGCAGAGGUAAAAGAUCUAGCUGAAAGGGCACAUAAGCUCUCUAACUUCCUUUGGAGCAGGAAGCGGGCAUUAGAAACCUCACAACUCAGGAAAAAAGCCAUCCUUUUAGAGAGGACAUUUUUGGAGGAAGAGAGGGAUAGGCAUAAAGAUGGAAAUGAUCAUGAGCUAGAGGCUCGAAUAAGAAAGAGAGUAUUAUCUGAACUGAGAAGAACAACAUACCACAGGACUACCUUAAGGUACAAUGAAGAUCUUGGGUUGGUGUAUAUGGCUGCAAGGCUAGCGGGUGGAUAUGCUGCCAUCUUUCGAGCAUUAAAUGAGAUAAAGAAGAGAGAUCCUUUAUUUGUACCAUAUUCUCUCCUGGACUUUGGAUCAGGACUUGGAACAGGUACUUGGGCAUCACACACACUCUGGGGAGACUCUUUAAAGGAGUAUGUUUGUGUAGACAGUUCUGGAGACAUGAACACCUUGGCAGAACAACUCAUAACAGGGGGCAGUGAGAUAGAUAAUCCAGUGAUCAAACAAGUAUAUUUCCGUCAGUUCCUUCCUGUUUCACCUAAGGUGCAGUUUGAUCUUGUGAUAGCUGCUUUCUCUUUGUCGGAACUAGCCACUCUGAACGAGAGAAUUAAUGUGAUUUUCACACUGUGGAGAAAAACCAACUCCUACCUCGUAUUGGUGGAGAAUGCAACCAAGGAAGGCCAUCAAAUCCUCAUGGAGGCUAGAGAUACUAUAUUAAAGGGAGAAGAGGAGGUAACAUACGACUUGAGGAGACCAGCUGUGUUUGCCCCUUGUACUCAUGAGCUGCCUUGUCCCAAGUUGAUCAAGCAACCUAUAGUACCUUGCAACUUCUCCCAGUUCUACUAUUCCCUGCCCUUAUCCAGGAGCCAAGAAAGGCAGCAGGAGAAGUUCAGUUACCUAAUUAUAUCCAGGUCAGAGGGAGAGAAGGCUGGGAAGACCGAGGGCUUUGACAUGGCUAGACUGACUGCACAUGUACAUCGCCGGCCCAGACAUGUUCAGUGUCAGCUCUGUUGCACCAAUGGAGAACUCAAACAACUUGCUGUAACAGCCCGUCACCAUGGACGGGACAUGUACAGAUGUGCUCGUAGCAGCAACUGGGGAGAUCUGUUGCCAAUAAAUCAUGCAGAGGAAACCACUGAAAAUGAUGAGAAACUAUGAAAUCUAGAACAAUCAUCUAUUAAUGCAAUAUUUUGUUAAUGUUUUUGUGCACAGUCAGACAUUUGUCAUGUUUAUUUCCAAAUAAAGAAAAUGUAUCUAUGCAACAUGAUUUUGUACUGAUAUUUUGCUGUAGCUCUUGACCAGUCCUCAAAAGAGUUUAUUACAAAGACUAGGGAAUGUAGUUUCUUUCUUGAUGUGCACCAAUAUCCAAAUGUGUUUAAAGUUGAUACUGUUCCACAUGUGACAUAAAAUCAUUAUUUGCAAUCUGAAAUAUUUUACUCAUUAAAAAAAGUUGUACUCCUUUAGAAAUGAACUGUAAUUUUGAAACAAAUUUAUAAAAUCAUGAGCACUCACAUGAGAUGAAGACUCCAGUCAUA